This is a messenger RNA of Phodopus roborovskii (desert hamster), 684 nucleotides long. RefSeq names its product interleukin 36 alpha (gene Il36a). The record is from RefSeq and is a predicted model, not a curated record. The transcript is spliced from 6 exons. Gene Ontology annotation, biological process: cytokine-mediated signaling pathway; positive regulation of gene expression; cellular response to lipopolysaccharide. NCBI's taxonomy places the organism in Eukaryota, Metazoa, Chordata, Mammalia, Rodentia, Cricetidae. Gene Ontology annotation, molecular function: interleukin-1 receptor binding; cytokine activity. The coding region runs from base 1 to 582 and encodes 193 amino acids.
AUGGGCCCCAGCGAGCCUGUCAGAGAAGCUGAGCACAGAUCAGUCUACACUUAUAUGACACUGGAGCUAGGUUGGAAGUUCAGAAACAACGUCACCAUAAUGGAUAAGGGCAAACAACUAAGCACAGUAACACCAUGGCUAAGACAUGUUCAGGACCUUAGUAGUCGUGUGUGGGUUCUUCAUAACGAUAUCCUCACUGUAGUUCCUAGGAAAGAACAGACGGUUCCAGUCACUGUCACCUUACUCCCAUACCAAUAUCCAGAGAUUCUUGAGAAGGACAGGGGGGAUCCCAUGUAUAUGGGACUGAGAGAGCCUCAGUGCUGCCUGGUCUGCACAAGACAAGGAGAGCAGCCGGUGCUGCACCUUAAGAAAGGAAAUGUACUGGAACUGUACCGCCAAAGGGAGCCUGUAAAACCCUCCCUCUUCUAUCACAACAAGAGUGGCACAACCUCAACAUUUGAGUCUGCAGCCUUCCCUGGUUGGUUCAUUGCUGUCUGCUCCAAAGGAAGUUGUCCACUUUUUCUGACCCAAGAACUGGGGAAAACCCACAUCACUGACUUUGAGAUGACUAUGGUGCAUUAAGACACAUUGUUCUGUGGCACUCUCUCAAGAUCUCUCAGAUCCUGACAAGAAGAAGCAACCAUAUACACCCAACAAAGUAAAAGACUGAAAAGAAAGCUGAGC